Molecule: messenger RNA, 4599 nt
Organism: Struthio camelus australis
Lineage: Eukaryota; Metazoa; Chordata; Aves; Struthioniformes; Struthionidae
Source: RefSeq, a predicted model, not a curated record
GGUCUGGAGCGGGCUAGUAAGGUGGGGAAGAACACUAGCUUCAGGCAGUUUUCUUGUCUGGAGCCGGCUGUCUUGCUUGCCUGGAGGAUUGCGGCACUCAUAUUUCCUCUUCUGAUCCGGGAAGGAAAGCCAACACCGUUUUUCACUUUUGUACUAGCACUUCUGUUCUGUAUUUACAAUGGAUACUUGCAAGGCCGAAGCUUAAGCAACUAUGCAAAAUACCCUUCAACCUGGUUAAAAGAGCCUUUUUUUGUUAUAGGUUUUCUAGGGUGGUUGAUUGGCAUGGCAAUCAAUAUUCAUUCUGAUCAUAUUCUCAGAAAUUUGAGAAAACCAGGGGAAACUGGUUAUGCGAUACCAAGAGGAGGGAUGUUUGAAUAUGUCAGUGGAGCUAAUUUUUUUGGAGAGAUCGUGGAAUGGUUUGGAUUUGCCCUUGCCUGCUGCACCAUUCAAAGCCUUGCGUUUGCAUUGUGCACACUUUUCAUCUUGGGUUCACGGGCAAAACAACACCACCAAUGGUACCUUGAGAAAUUUGAAGACUACCCAAAGUCACGAAAAAUUGUGAUUCCAUUUGUGUAUUGAGCUGUGCUUUAAAUACGAACUGGUUCUGGUGGUAAUGGUGUUCUUGAAACGUCUACCUUCUGGAACAGCUAACGCUUUACAAGCGUUAGCCAGCUAAUAGUCUCUGAUGUUCGGUGUGACAAAGCCUUUGCAUCACUGGUGCUAUUAAUUACUGCUUUUCUUCUUAGAAAACCAAAAAAAGAAAAACCAAAAUCUUUUGGACACAGUGAUAGGAACAGAAAUGCUUUUCCAACUCUGGAGCACCAUUCUAAAUGCAUACUGUACCAUACUGUACAGGACUUCUGUUGUUUCCUUUUUCCGCCCAUACAGUCUUCUGUUAUUUUCAUCUGAUCUAGCCAUAUUGUCCUGAGGUCUGUGCCAUGAGCCCAGUCACCCUUAUAUAAUUUGGAUGGUGUUUUGCGUGCUGUUUUGCCUGCAUACACAAAUGAGGUUGAUUUGUUUUGCCUUCCUAAUCCCUCCUCCCUCCCCUCCGUGCUUCUGGGAGAAUCUAAUGCAAACAAGGAUAUUAGAUGAACAUUUAUGCUCUUAGGUGACACACUCUGUUAUUCCUCCUCUUUGUACACUUAGACGUAGACACUGCAUAGAUAACAAUGCCAUUUAUACAGACAGUCAUAGUGGUAUCUUCUCCGAAUAAGAGAGAAAGGUUUAGUCAUCUGCGUUUCAAAUUUGGUAACAAUUUCAGAUAAGAAUCAAAAUGUACUCUCUCACCCAGCACUUUGGCAGGACGUUCCUUAUUUGGGAUGCUUAGGCUGGUUUAGUACUGUUAACAAUUCUGUGUCACGUCUUCUAACUUUAUACAAAAUCUUAGGAUUUUUAUAGACCACUCUUACUAUGCUGCUUAAAAAAAAAAACUAGUCUCUUCCUUCUCUUGUUGAUAAAUGAUCUAGAUGGUUUUAUAUUCCAAAAACCUGGAAUCUUUUAGUAUUUGUUUCUUGCUUUAUUAAUGACAAUUCUCACACCCCCACUUUUUAUUCGAAAGACUCCAGAGGGGUGUCAAAAACAUGAUGGUAGCCCAAGUAUGCUGACUUUUGAGUUUUGGACACAUCUGUGUCCUUUGUAUGUUUGUGAUGUUAAAGAAAUCUUCCUGUAGAAGAAUUCUACAGGAAACUUUAAAAGAAAAAAAAAUGCUGCUAAUGUACUUUGGAAAUCUAUGAGAAUCAAGCUUAUGCUGAGUGUUUUCUGACGUAUUUACAUGGUGUAUGUUGGAUUGUGUUCUUCAAAACAAGCUGCUAACAGAAUUUUGCCAGAUGUUUACUUUUCCAGUGUGGUAUUGGAUUAAGCUUUGUCCAAAGCUCAGACUUCUGCCUCUGACACUGAUUGACACUGCUGUAAUAGUCAAAGUAACAUAUCUGAGGGAAGAGCUGAUUUUAAAAAAUAAAGUGCGUUCAGGAACUGGGCACUGAAGGACUUUGCUACCCAAGUUUCUACUUAACAAUUAUUUCUUCUUCCUGUCCUGCCUCCCUCCUGUCAUGUUUAUAUGGUAAUAACUGCUCUGAAAUCCUGGCUAUCAUUAAGGAUUUAUUCGGUGAUAUUUAAAAAAAAGGGCAGUAAAAUUUCUAUCAUUAACUCACAGAAGCGGUCAAGGGGAGAAAUGGAAAGAAACUGUCAGUCAUGCAGGGAUGAUUUAUCCUACUGCUGAGCUAUCAGCCUGCCAGUCGCACUUCAUAGUGAAGUUCCUGCUGCUGUUUAGUUGGGGAUGACUGACUGCGCUCCCAGCCACCAUUCAAGAAGUCCAGCUUAGGGAGAACCUAGGAAUACCCAUUCCUUUGAAGCCUGGUGUCAGUUGGUGCAUUACUUGAUUCUCAACUUGUGUGAUCUUUUCAGACUGUUGUGUUUACAGAUUUCCUUAAGUGUUUUACAGGGAGUUUGAGGCUUCCUCUGUUUUUAUCAUCACACUGUGAUUUAAUAUUUGAUCCUAGCUGUUUUAGUGAAACUCAGUCAUCAAGUUCCCUGGGGAAGGGAUGGUGAGGAGGAUGAUCUACCCCUUAGUAAUAAAAUGGAGCUCACAGAUAAUAAAGUUUAUUAGAAUCACUUAAAAUUCUCUUCAAAACAUUCUUUAGAAAACUAGUCUUGCAUAUACAGGUAUGUGGUACCUUACCACGUUAUUGUGGUGAUUUUUAAAUAUUGGUAUCUAAAUCAGCCAGCUGUCAAAGUCUAUAUUAGAGGAACAAAAUGCACAUUACAGGAUUUGAAGAGCAAUUCCAAUACCUAAUUUAGGUGUUUACAUACUUUAUUGUUAAUUAAUAAGCACAUAUCUUUAAUAUAUAUCUUUGGGGAUAAUUGUUAAAAAAGCACUAAAGGGACAAGCAACUGGUAAAAAAGAUCUGGCUGUGAAAUUUAAUCUCUAAUCCCCAUAUUAAUUAUUUUUGUUCUAUUGCACAGCCUUUUAUGAAAAGGCAAAGAUUCUUUUAGUAGUAAACAAUUGAGAGAAACUAUUUAGUAUCCAGUUCCUGAAAUAAGGAAAGACUUCCAGCUCCACAGACAGCAGUGCUUUGCUAAAAUUACCAAAUACAAAUGCCUAAUCUGACUAUUACAGCUGCUGUUUCCUACAAAAGAAGAAAAAAAAAAAGCAUACCUGAGAGUGAAUUGUUUAAUGCCCUUUUCAGUAUAGAAGUUGCAGCAAGUAAGGUACUGGAACAGCGCAUCAUCAGAAUACCACCCUAACUGCUAUUAUUGCUCUCUUACUGAAUCUUCUUGCUCGCCUUUCCUCUGCAAUAAUACAUAGUAAUGAGUUUUACUUCUUGAUAUGAAUGAAUACAAGAGGAAAAGAUGUUAUACAUGCACAUAUAUAAAUAUAUAUAUAUACAUGACAACAGCAACAUGCAACAAUUUUAUUUGUUCUUUUUGCAACAUCAAUUGCCAAAAAAUUCUGUAGGCAAUAUGUACUAGGAGUCAAAAAUUUGUAUGUAAACACAUUUUUAGCUUUUAUUGUGACAAACAGCUACAAGUAAUCUUGCAUGUUUAGUAACAUUAAUGAUACCUUGCCUGCAUAACUUCAUCCAAUAUAACAUGAAGUUGAAAUCCUUAAGAAUAAAAAUGCUCUCAUUUUUCCCAUUAUUAUUAUAUGGUACAUGUUUUGAACCAGAUACAUGCAAUUAUGUGUGUGGUUAUGGGAGGGGAAUUUUGUAAGAGGAAAAUAUAUACAUUUCCUAUGAUCUAAGAUAUCAUCUCCUGAUCUUUGAUCGGAGUAAUUCUGCUGAAUUAUUUUUAUCUCAGAAUGAUGUAAAAAUAUUUCCUUAAAUUCAGAGGAUGCGUAGCUGCCUUCAUUCAGCUGUGUGUAACUAUAUCGAAGUUUACAGAAAAUGUGUACUGAUGCCUCAAUUUUGCUGCUAAAUAUUUACCUUGAGUAAAAAGGUUAGCUAGUUUUGUCUGUGCAGUGUUAACUUCUGGGUCAUGUACAGCAGGAUGGAAUAUAUGCAAUACUCUGGGAGCUUAUCAAAGUUCUUUCUCUUUUACUUGUUACAGAAAAGGAAAAGCUGAGUUCUAUGGGAUGUGAAUGUCAGUGAAUUUAGAAAUUCUGGUUAAUUGGGAUUAUUUAAAAAUAACAGAAGGAAAUUGUUUGGUUUUAGUGAUUCUAUUUUAUAUUCUCAUUAUAUUAUGCUGCUGAAAUAUUCCAUAGUGAAAAUACAGAAUUUACUUGGGCAGUUCAUCCUUGCAUUUAAAGACCAAACUAUACUGGUGAAGAGCAUCAUAUAAUUAACUUGGUCAAAUCCUAUAUAUAGUUUUUGAACAAUAUCCCAUUUAUUUAUCAUUCUCUACUAGUCCCUCCCCCCCACCGCUGUUUCAGGAGUUUUGACAGAAUUUACCUGUCAGAAAACAUCUGAUAUUGCAAAAGUCAUUCUCUUAAAUACACCUAGCAUGAAAAUGAACUUUGUAUACUGCCCUUUCCAGAAGGAGAAAAUAUGUAUGCUUUCUAUUGAGUAGUAAUAGCUGUAGCUAUUUAAGGAAAUAUACCUCUUUUCAGAGCGUCUAUAUCUUUGCCAAAGAUCCCCUACUAAUAAAAGGUGUUUUGUGGUCUGU